Molecule: messenger RNA, 1600 nt
Organism: Schizosaccharomyces octosporus yFS286
Lineage: Eukaryota; Fungi; Ascomycota; Schizosaccharomycetes; Schizosaccharomycetales; Schizosaccharomycetaceae
Product: heat shock protein Pdr13
Exons: 3
Coding region: 1-1512 (503 amino acids)
Biological process (GO): protein folding
Cellular component (GO): nucleus; cytosol
Molecular function (GO): ATP binding; ATP-dependent protein folding chaperone
Source: RefSeq, a predicted model, not a curated record
AUGGCAGAAUCCGAAGAAUAUAAGACUGUCAUCGGUAUUUCUUUUGGCAACCAAAACAGUUCUAUCUCUUUUAACAGAGAUGGUAAAACUGAUGUUUUAGCAAAUGAAGAAGGAAACCGUCAAAUUCCUUCUAUUUUGUCUUACCAAGGCGACCAAGAAUACCAUGGUGUUCAAGCUCGUGGCCAACUUGUUCGCAACGCCGAUAACUCCGUUACCAACUUCCGUGAUCUGAUUGGUAAAUCCUACCAAGAAGCUAACAACCAUCACUGUCAUUACUCAGCUUCACCUGUCAACGUUGAUGGACAAGUUGGUUUCAAGGUCACUGUUCAAGAAAAUGAGGAAUCUGAACCAAAGGAGAAGAUUGUUACUGCUCAAGAAGCCAGCACUCGCCAUUUGCAACGUCUUCGUGAGUCUGCCCAAGACUUCUUAGGUGUUAAGGUUGAUGGCUGUGUUAUGUCCGUUCCUGUUUACUUCACGGAUGAACAAAGAAAGGCUUUGGAAACCGCAGCUACUCAAGCUGGUCUCCCUAUUCUUCAAUUAAUUCACGAUCCCGCUGCUAUCCUUCUUGCUCUCAUGUAUUCUGAGACCGUUCUCAUUGAUAAGACCUUUGUCGUUGCUAACUUUGGUGCCAACCGCUCUGAAGUUUCCGUUGUUUCUAUCAAGGGUGGUUUGAUGACUAUCUUAUCCACUGCUCAUGAUGAAAACCUUGGUGGUGAGGAAUUGACCGAUGUAUUGGUCAAAUACUUUGCUAAGGAAUUUGAAAAGAAGAACGGAAUUAACCCCCUUCAAAAUGCCCGUUCCGUUGCUAAGCUCAGGGAACAAUGUGAAUUAACUAAGCGAGUUCUCAGCAAUAAUACCAAUGCUUCUGCUGCUGUUGAUUCCCUUGCCGAUGGCAUUGAUUUCCAUUCUACUCUUAACCGCCUUCGUUUCGAGAUCGCCGCUGCUGCUCCUUUGAACCGCAUGGCCCAACUUGUUGAGCAAGCUGUUAAAAAGGCUAACUUGGAGCCUUUUGAUAUUUCUGAAGUGGUCUUGGCUGGUGGUGCUUCUAACACUCCCAAAUUGACUUCUUUAAUGGAGGGAAUCUUCCCUGAACAGACUGUCAUCCCUCCUCAUCUCACUGCUCCUAUCGGUGUGAACGAAGGUGAAAAGUUUGUCACCGUCUUUGACGUUGAGACUGCUUUACCCGCCCGUAAAGUUGUUGAGGUUGUCGCUCCCAAGGAAGGUGGAGCUUAUAUCCCUAUCUUCGAGGCUGAACGUUCUGUUAAAGUUACCAAGGUUGAAGCCGAGCCUUUGGAUGAAGAGGAAGCUCUUUCCGAUGAAGAAGAGGAAGAGCCUGAAGAGAUUAAGGAGCGUAUUGCUGUUCCCAAAACUCUUCUCGCUACCAUCAAUAUUCCCGACGUAUCCCCUAAUUCGAAGAUUGUUUUGGUUCUUCAAUUAGACGUCGAUGGAAAGCUUACCGCCACUGCUCGCCCUAAGGACGGCAAGGGUUCUAGCGUUCGUGGAUCUGCAUAAAAUUCUGGUUUUGGUUGGUAAAAACGUCUAGUAAUUCUAUAAAAUAUGAUUCCUGAAUUCAGUAAUGUAUUGCUUUUACUUCACUACA